AUGGCGUCUGCUGAUCUGAGAGACGAUCUGAGGUGCUCCAUCUGUCUGGACAUUUAUACAGAUCCGGUAAACCUGAGAUGUGGGCACAGCUUCUGCCGGGAAUGUAUUGACCAUGUGCUGGACACUCAGGAGACGUCUGGACUUUAUACCUGUCCGGAGUGCAGAGAGGAGUUCAAGGAGCGACCUGUACUGUCUAGCGCUAGAGCUCUACGGAACAUAGCGGAGAUGCUUUUGAUUUCUCAGUCCAAUCAGGAAGAGACAGGGAUUUAUUGUACUUACUGUGUGGAUUCUCCUGUACCGGCUAUAAAAUCCUGCCUGUGGUGUGAAAGUUCUCUAUGUGGCAGACAUUUGAGAGUCCAUCCCAAGUCACCAGAACACGUCUUAUCCGAUCCCACCAACUCCCCGGAGAACAGAAAAUGCUCCAUCCAUAAAAAGAUUGUGGAGUAUUACUGCACCAAGGAAAAGGUUUGUAUCUGUGCUCACUGUAUUGUCAUUGGAGAUCACAAAGGACACCCGGUGGAGUCGCUGGAUGAGGCCUCUGAGAAGAAGAAGGAGAAGAUGAGGAAAGAUCUGGAGAUGAUGACCUCAAAUAUUGCAUGGGCUGAGAAACAAGUCCGGAGUCUGGAGGAACGCAAGACAGACGUACAAGAAAAAGCAGCCGGUGUAAUGGAGAGAGUCGCUGCCCUGUUCAGAGAUAUCAGGAGAGAGCUGGAAGAACUUGAGAAGAGAGUCCUGAGUGAGAUUUCCAUGGAGGAGAAGAAGAUGUCACAAUCUCUGUCCAAUCUAAUCCAACAACUGGAGAUACAGAAGGACGAGUUGUCCAGGAUGAUGAGUCACAUUGAGGAAUUGUGUAACAUCUCCGACCCAAUGACCAUCCUGAAGGAUCGGAACUCAGACAGAGAGGAGAUCUGUCAUACCGAGCAGGAGGAUAAUAUGGAGACAAUGAUUCCGAGGGAAGGUGAUUUUUAUGAGAAUUCCAUCACAGAGAAAUUACACAAAUUAUCUGACUUUAUAAAAGAUUUUACCUUCUGUAUACAGAAACCAGAAGGAGUUUUACUUGAUGAGGAAACAGCCAUUUUUAAUAUACAGUUUUCAGGGUAUUUUAAAACUGCGUUCAGGUCAGCAGUCCAAAUAAAUCGUCCAGAAGGUCCCCAAAGAUUAAGGGACGGUCAGGUUCUAAGCAGGAAAAGUUUUUCUUCAGGGCGGCAUUCCUGGGAGGUGGACACGAGUAAUUCUACUACCUGGAGAGUCGGGUUGUGUUAUCCCAGUAUGGACAGGAAUUCAUUUAUUGGGGAAAAUAAGUAUUCCUGGUGUAUAGGAAGGCAUAAUAAUGAAUAUCAUUAUGUGUAUGAAAGUAAACGUAUACCAUUUCCCCACAAGCCAACCAGCCAUAAAUUCAGGAUCUGUCUGGAUUAUGAAGCCGGGAAGAUCUCCUUUUAUGAGCUGAGCGACCCAAUCAGACACCUCCACACCUUCACCAUCACCUUCACUGAGCCCCUCCACCUUGGGAUCUAUUUUUGGAAUGGAUCAGUGCCAAUUGCCAAGUAG
Messenger RNA from Rana temporaria (common frog), 1548 nucleotides. Its product is annotated as E3 ubiquitin-protein ligase TRIM39-like. Lineage: Eukaryota; Metazoa; Chordata; Amphibia; Anura; Ranidae. Gene Ontology annotation, molecular function: zinc ion binding; protein binding. The record is from RefSeq and is a predicted model, not a curated record. Bases 1 to 1548 code for a protein of 515 amino acids. The transcript has a single exon.